AUGCAUAUAUAUCCGCAACUUGCUCAUUUCCAGUAUUUUUAUAGUAUGCAAGACUACUUGCGGGAAAUCGAGGGUAGAUUAGCGAGGAAAAGAGAGAGACAAAAUACCGUCCUUUACCGAUUAGCGAAGCGCAAGGCUGAUGAGAAGCGGUUAUCGAGCCUUGGAAUACGCAGUCUUCCCUCUAGCCCACUCGAAACUGCCGAUGUCAAUGUUGUGAAGUUUGUUAUUUUCAAGACCAAGCAAGAAAUUGGAGACAAGGUUGCCCGACUUCGGAACCCUGAGUUGGUCAGUAUCGAAACCCAUGGCGAGGUCGUCGUCCGCGCUAAAAACGAUGAAGUAAAUCAACUAAUUUCCAAGAAGAAUUUAUGGGAGCGCAGGUUGGCCACUCUAAACGGUGAAACCCACAGAAGGGCUGCUCCACGAAAGAUCUACUUCGGGUGCGCUGCUGGACUACCAGAGGCUAAAAGGGACGAUGCAAAGGAGGUCGUUGCCCAUGUGGAAAAUGAAGAGGAUGGUUGGGAGUCUGGUUCACAUGCUUCAUCGAAUUCCGAUGAUGACGACGAUGAUGCGCCAAAACCAUCUACUCUCUACCGCGAGGAGCUUGCUUCACGCGGUUCCGAGGACUUAUUACGCUGCAUUGAAACUGAGGCCGAGCGUAACCUUAGGUCAGUGUAUUCACACGGCAGCGAGUCGUCGCCUGGGCGUAGCCAAAUGGCUGAGGAAACCUUCAUUGUUGAUGUCGUGUUACCAACUGAAGAAGAAUUUCGCAUAAAACAUCUUGAAAGGAGAAAACAGGCAAUUCAGAAGCGCCUUGAUGCACUCAAGAAUUAG
Molecule: messenger RNA, 831 nt
Organism: Trypanosoma brucei brucei TREU927
Lineage: Eukaryota; Euglenozoa; Kinetoplastea; Trypanosomatida; Trypanosomatidae
Exons: 1
Coding region: 1-831 (276 amino acids)
Biological process (GO): generation of catalytic spliceosome for second transesterification step; mRNA 3'-splice site recognition
Cellular component (GO): Prp19 complex; post-mRNA release spliceosomal complex; post-spliceosomal complex
Source: RefSeq, a predicted model, not a curated record